AUGACAGAAUUUAUGAAUGAGGAGGGAUCCCUCCCGUGGGCACCUGGGAGCUCUGCCAGCCCAUUUGGGACGAGAGAUUUGUGGUUGGAGGAGAUUGCUUUGACGCAGGCAAAGAGGCGGGCUUUAAAUGUACCGGAAGUUGAAAUCAAAGACUUCAGUGAGAGGUUCAUGUAUCAUGCGGAAAAACUUGACGUCACUGAAACAGCCUUGAGUAAUUGGUUGAACAGAGCACGGGUGCCCUCAGUGACCUCGGCUAUUGAAAAGAAUGGCCAUAAGCUACCAAACUACUGCCUGAUGGAACUGUAUGCCAUACGCACAGGAAAUCAUGAUUUUUCUGCAAUUGCUGUUGAGUUUUGUAUGGCUGAAACGGCAGAAUUGGCCCUUGCAAGAAAAGCAAAGGAGUUAGAAAAGACAAGAGAAUCGGAGAACCUCUCACUCCCGUCUCACUCCGUAGAGCCGCACGCCAAAACAGACUUGAUGAGUGUAGUCACUACAGCUAGCAGUGAAGCCUCAACAGAAAUAGUCGAGGAUAGUGCCUUCGAAAACGGUAUAAGGAAGGGCACAUUUACCGACGAGACCCACGAUGGAAAUCCGCUCAAUCAAGGACUAUGCUUCACCCUCGCUAGAAAGCAUCAAUUCAGACUGGACAGAGUGCGAACUGCAAGAGACAUCUGA
Molecule: messenger RNA, 675 nt
Organism: Tremella mesenterica DSM 1558
Lineage: Eukaryota; Fungi; Basidiomycota; Tremellomycetes; Tremellales; Tremellaceae
Exons: 3
Coding region: 1-675 (224 amino acids)
Source: RefSeq, a predicted model, not a curated record